AUGACUGAUACUGAGAAAGAAGACUACUACGAUAAUAGCGAUGAAAACAAUGAGUUCUUCGACAUAGACGCCCAGCUAGAUGCAACCUCCUUCAGCAUCGGCCUCAAUAUAUCCGCAGGGAAAAACAACGAGUUUCAUACCCGCAAUGACCCAGCAGCACCCUUUCAACGAUCGACAAUCACUGAGCGGCAAGGAAUAACUCAAGUACAGUGCUUUUCACGCGAGAUAAUCCAUGGCUACUUGUCACCAGACGGAAACAACGCGACCUUGCUUAUUUAUGAUCUUCAUCUCGACACAACCAAGAAAUCCCGGCGUAUCCGCGAAGCUCAAGUCAAGUUCGAGUUCAAGAGCAGCAAUCCAGGAAGCUCAGCACCCCAGAUAGCAAAGAUAGCACCUCAUGGAAGUGUCUCCAUGUUAGCAACAUCUGCCGAAGUAUCCAAAACUAUCGGCUAUGGACUAUCGGCUGGAGCCAGCCAGUUCGUCAGCGUCGAGAGCUCGGCCAAAUGGGAGAAGACGGUCAGCCAAACAAGAAACGACGCAGCUAGAGUAGCAGGGGGUUUUCUCUGCAAUGACUACGGCAAGCAAGUGGGUGCACAGUGGAUCCUUUUCGAGAACAAGUUAGUCGGUUCGGGCACACCGAGAUUUAUGCGCUUUGCUAUUUUGCUUGACAGGGGCGACGAGGAGGAGGAGUUUGAGUGCAAAGUCACUAUCAAUGCUAGUGGGGAUUGGAAAACAGUGCUGGGAGGAUUGGUUGGGUCUACGCCGCGCGAUGAUCCUGUCCUAUUUGACCCGACUUCACCGCCUACAAACAAGCUUCGCAAGGCUUACGAUAUCGAGAACCUGGAGUCACUAGACUUGGAUGAGUUUGUGGAGAUCGAGUUUGAUAAGCCUCUGAAGAAUAUUGGGGGGGCACGAGGUUCAGCUUGA
Molecule: messenger RNA, 927 nt
Organism: Fusarium fujikuroi IMI 58289
Lineage: Eukaryota; Fungi; Ascomycota; Sordariomycetes; Hypocreales; Nectriaceae
Exons: 1
Coding region: 1-927 (308 amino acids)
Source: RefSeq, a predicted model, not a curated record